UAAUUCAUUAUUUUAUUCAUCAAACUAAUAUUACAAAAUUGUAUAUUAAAUUGCAUUAAUUGUAUAAAUUGCAUUAAUUGUAUUAAAUUGUAUAAUAAAAUUGUAUAAAUUGUAUGAAAAAUGAAAAUUGUAUUAAUUGUGUUGUUGUUGCGUUUGGUUGAAUCGUAUUUGGGUACGGACAAGGAGGAGUUAUUGCGUCCUGUGAGUAUUUUUACGCCGAGUGCGAGGUUGGAUUCCGAGUUAUCCCUGAUGAGUCGUGCGUUAUUUGACGAUUUGCAUCGCUAUUCAGCCCAAAAUCCCUCAGACCAACUCAUUAGGAUAGAAUUCUUCUUCACACAUCGCUACGCCGUGAGAUUGGAAUCUUUACUUAAUUCCAUCAAAUUAUUAAUAGACUCGGUGGGUGGUACGGAGUUAGCGAAAAAAUUGGAAAAACCGAUCGAACUUCACUAUGACAAGUUACUGGAGAGUAUUUACGACACUUUAAAAUUAAUUCAAGACUCAAUGUUACACAUUUUAGACCAGUAUGAAGACCCGAACUAUGAAGUAAAACCCAGAAAACACAACACCUUCACCACAUACAACUCAAUGUACAAAUCUUUCGACACCGUCAACAGGCUAAUAAAGAUAAUAAAACUAGAAUUGACCCAGUCUAGACACACGGAUGCGGAAAAAAUAAUCUAUACACUGAGGAAUAAAUUGGAGUUACUGGCCCUAAGUGUGAGGAUUGGGUUUUUGGAAAGUGUGUAUAAUUUAGGCUACGUAAAGGGCUUAAAAAUGAGCUUUAUACAGACUGGCAUCUACUACCUAAUCACGUACGAGUAUGGAAUUUCACACGAAAUUGCCAAAACUGAGUUGGUAGAGCAGAUGGACUACUUCGAAAGUUACAUGAGUAACUAUACAAACUCCUGGGAAAAGCUGUUUAACUUUGUUCUGUUUCAUAUCAAGGAACAUGAACUCGUACUCGACACCUCUGAAACGCUACACAAAGAUCUAACACUCAUGCUCAAUGAUUUAAACGAAUUACUAUCGUCACUCACCAAAUAACUCUUUUACCCGAUUUAUUAAUUCGGAUUUUCACGAUUUUGUAAAUAAUUGCCAAAGUUGAUCGGGCUACGAUUUACCGAGGAAAAUAUCUAUCAAUAUUGCUGCAGUAACUACUCAUUUACCAAAAAAUAAUUGUAAAUAAUAAAAUAAAGUAAAGAGGUUGCAAAAUGUUAAAAUUGUUGGGUAACUAACAUGUACCCUGAGUAUAUGUGUAAAAUAACAUACUUGAAAAUGAAGUUUAAACACGCUAAAAACGCUAGUAAUAUAAUGUCACACUCAUUGCUUACUUGAUUUACACUAGAUAACGUUAAUAUACCGUAGAUAUGAUGUAUAGGUUGACAUGUGUAACAGGGUACGCUGAGGUGUUACGGGUAAAAUUAAAAUUACCCAAAAUAAUCACAAAUAA
Messenger RNA from Theileria parva strain Muguga, 1450 nucleotides. RefSeq lists its product as uncharacterized. The transcript has a single exon. The record is from RefSeq and is a predicted model, not a curated record. Bases 121 to 1044 code for a protein of 307 amino acids. Lineage: Eukaryota; Apicomplexa; Aconoidasida; Piroplasmida; Theileriidae.